This is a messenger RNA of Symbiodinium sp. CCMP2592, 714 nucleotides long. The record is from the annotation of a GenBank genome assembly. NCBI's taxonomy places the organism in Eukaryota, Dinophyceae, Suessiales, Symbiodiniaceae.
AUGUCGGACAGAGCUGAGGCUGCACUUAGUUUCCAGAGCGCUGCGACACCGCACCGGAUGGUGCAACUUCAACGAGAUGUGGAUACAGUACGCACGCGGCGGAGGGAGCUCCGGGAAGCCAUCAUUGAGGAACGCCGUGCAGAGAAGCUCCGCAUCAAGGAGGCUCGGAAAUCCGAAGAGCUCAAAGCCCAGGCUCAGGAGAGGCGUCAAUGUAAGGAGACAAGAAAGCGCCACCGUCCACCACAUGCUUCCGCAUGGGGGACCACCGAGCAUUUCCUCAUGGAUUCCUUUACCCUGCAUGGGCAAGAUGACGAUUGCGACCGUGCCAUGGCGGCACAGCUGGGCUUGGAUGACGAAACCUACCGUCAGCUCAAGUCGCUCGAGGGGCGGGAGAUCCGACCGGAAGACUACGAUCUGCUCGGAAGGCUUGACGAGAACCUCAAGCGCGAAACGCUGGAAGGCAAAUGCCUCCAUGUCUUCCCAACAGAGGUCUAUGAGCUGGGUUCCAAGGAGCCUGCAUCUUGCGGUAUAUGCUUGGACGAGUUUGAGACUGGAGAAGUUCUUCGAACGCUGCUUCCUUGCGGCCAUCGAUUUCACAGGAGUUGUAUCGACCGCUGGCUCACAGAGACGUCCGCGCUUUGCCCUGUGGACAAGAUCAACGUCGCUGAGUACCGGGCAUGCCUCGCAAGCUCUGGCGGCGAAGGAUUGAGUUGA